UGUAUUAAUUGAAUUGAGAACACACGCAAAGGGGGUUGGUGAAGAGGCUUCUAUAUAAUGAGAUGAAACUUGUUAGCCUCUUGCCCUAGCCACCUUUGGGAAGAAGAAGAAAAAAAUCAUCGUCACCAUCAUCAUCAUCAUCAUGGCAUCAUCGAACAAGAACUGGCCAAGCAUGUUCAGGUCCAAACCCUGCGGCGAUCAUCAUCAUCACCACGACCGUCAAGUGCAUCAUCAUGAUGAAAUCCAUACUCCUUCCUUCACGCAUUAUUCUGCUUGUCCCUCAUCUCCCGCCUUCACCACAGCCCCAGAUCGUGUACCGCAUCCUAAACCGAGAUGGAACCCUAAACCUGAGCAAAUUCAAAUACUCGAAUCGAUCUUCAACUCGGGUAUGAUUAACCCUCCAAGAGACGAGAUUAAGAAAAUCAGAAUCCGACUUCAAGAGUACGGACAAGUCGGAGAUGCAAAUGUUUUCUACUGGUUUCAAAACCGCAAGUCUCGGACCAAACACAAGCUUCGUCUUCUCCAACAGAACCUCCGAUCGCCCGGUUCAGACCACAGCAUCAGCAAUAACAACAUCAGUCCUGCUCUUACUAGUGGAAGCGACGGGGCCAACCCUAGUGGCGGUCCGGUGCACCAGAAAUACGGUUUAUUUCCGGGUCAAGACAACGACUUUCUGGUAACAGAACCGGCCGGUUUUCACCUCCCGGUUCAUGAUGGACCGAGUGCAACCCAAGUGGGCUUUGGUUAUAGCGAUCAUCAGCCGAGUGAUGUUGUUGUGCCGGCAGUAACUGAACCGGAGAUUCCUUUCUCCGGCGAGUAUUCUGCCGAUACAGUCCCAUCCAUCAUGAACCAGAUCCAAGACAAGAAUAUGUUUGGACAAUGUGGUGAUUUGGCGGCGAAGUCUAUGGUGUUCAUCAACGACAUGCCGUUCGAAGUGGCGUCUGGACAGCAGUUCAACGUGAGAGAGGCUUUUGGAAACGACGCCGUUUUGAUAAACUCGUCAGGUCACCCCAUUCUCACCGACCAAUGGGGUCGCACUCUCCACCCUCUCCAAGACGGUGCCGUUUACUAUCUGAUAUAGAAGAUCUAGAAGGCGACAGAGGAAGCUUAUGUGGUCUUGUGCGUGCGUAUAUAUAUAUGUGUGUAAUGUUUUUAGUCGAAGUUAAACUGGAAAAUCAAACGAACGGUGUGUGAAAGCGUUAUAAUCUCGUUGCUGCGUGUCGGUUAGUCAUG
Molecule: messenger RNA, 1233 nt
Organism: Tarenaya hassleriana
Lineage: Eukaryota; Viridiplantae; Streptophyta; Magnoliopsida; Brassicales; Cleomaceae
Product: WUSCHEL-related homeobox 8-like
Exons: 4
Coding region: 143-1081 (312 amino acids)
Biological process (GO): regulation of developmental process
Molecular function (GO): DNA binding; DNA-binding transcription factor activity
Source: RefSeq, a predicted model, not a curated record